Molecule: messenger RNA, 552 nt
Organism: Cyclocybe aegerita
Lineage: Eukaryota; Fungi; Basidiomycota; Agaricomycetes; Agaricales; Hemipholiotaceae
Source: the annotation of a GenBank genome assembly
AUGUCUUUCCAACGUCGGCGGGUUUCACCCACAAGGGACCUUGAAGACCUGAACGUCACUCACGAGGGUCAUCCAAGAGACCGCGUUGAUCUUUUAGAAUCCAUCUUGAAUCAGCAGAGGGCGGUCGAGCUGCCCACACCGACCCAACUUUCUCAGCAACCUUCGUACAUCGAAAACGCCAUUACCUAUAAGGAGAAAGUCAUCCUGUUCUUGCCCGAGACCCCUCCUAAACUGUCCAGCCAUCUCUCGAAUCCCGCGAUGUUGUUCACUUCUCGGUUCAAAAAGUUUGCAGACAUUGAAGACGUCGACCGUGCCACCCCCCGUCGUCAAAGAGCAGCGAAAUGUAUUCCUGAGGGGCAUCCGGAUCUGCCGAACCUACUCUCUGAAUUCGGCUGUUCGUUCGCGACUCGCUUUCAAUUAUUUAGGGAACCGAACGAUAUCAAGAGCGCCAUUUCGAACCAUGAGAGAUCCUCCUCACGUUCGCAGGAUACGCUAGCAUCCACGAACGACUCGCCAACCUCAGGACAACGUAUUACUCGUUUCAAUGUCUGA